This is a messenger RNA of Drosophila willistoni, 799 nucleotides long. RefSeq lists its product as uncharacterized. NCBI's taxonomy places the organism in Eukaryota, Metazoa, Arthropoda, Insecta, Diptera, Drosophilidae. The record is from RefSeq and is a predicted model, not a curated record. The transcript has 2 exons. Bases 309 to 713 code for a protein of 134 amino acids.
CUUUGCUACGUCUCAGCAACCCAAUUACAUUGUUACAUCGCAACACGGCUAUAUGGUUACGCCUCGCCAACACGUACCCUUCGCUCCGACUCAUCAAAGUGGUAACAUUGCUACGAUUCAGCACUACAAUAACGUUGUUACAUCACAGCAAGAUAAUUAUGUUUCAACGUCACGGAAUUACGUAAGCAAAAGUAGGUCAAAUGUAAAUGUAGGUCGGAAAGUUCUCAAGAUUUCGCAACCCAACGCAACAACGACACGAAGUCAACUGCGAAGAAAAAUAUAAUAAUUUUAAUCAUUCUUUUGGAAACAUGAACGAAAUUAUAGCUCUUGUUCCUGAAUUUAAUCCAUCGUCCGUAAAAUCAUUGGAUUCGCAUCAGUUUGUUAAACGUGUGGAAACUCUGAAAAACGCAUAUAACUGGGACGACAGAAAGGUAAUUUUUGCAGUUCAACAAAAGAUGCAAGGUGCAGCUCGUUACUGGGUGGAUGCAACAGAUGAAAUAUUUCAAACAUGGCCAGAAUUUGUUUCGAAAUUUCUAUACGACUUCCCAUGUAUCAGCAACGCAGCUGAUGUUCAUUUAAAAAUGCUGAAAACCAAACGGGAAACAACGGAAUCACCACAAGAUUAUUUUUAUAAAAUGCUAGCUAUUGGUAAAAAGGCUUUCAAAAUAAACGUGAGCCCAACGGUAAUACGCAGAAGUCAAGUCAAUCCGUAAUAAAACGGAUAUCCAAAGAAAAGAUAGAGCCGUCAAUCAAAUGCUUUAAUUGUCAAAAGAUGGGACAUUAUUCCUCAGAUUGUCCU